CCUUCAUUGUGCCCUGUUCCCCUUAUAGACAGUGCUAAACUAAGCUAACUGUCAAUCCAGUCAACAGCAUCACGCCAGGGACACUCCAGGCUUUGUAGACUCCCCUUCCAAACACCUUUGCACUGCACAAUGGCUGUCCCUCCUUCAUACUCAGAUCUGGGCAAGGCUGCCAAGGAUAUAUUCAGCAAGGGCUAUGGCUUUGGUGUUGUGAAGCUGGAUCUCAAGACCAAAUCACAAAGUGGAGUGAUGGAGUUCAACACAUCUGGCUCCAGUAACACAGACACAGGGAAGGCCUCAGGGAGCCUGGAGACCAAAUACAAGAUGAAGGAGCUGGGCCUGAGCUUCAACCAGAAGUGGAACACAGAUAACACGCUGGCUACUGAAGUCACCGUGGAGGACCAGCUGGCUCAAGGGCUGAAGGUUGCCCUGGAUACGUCUUUUGUACCGAACACAGGUAAGAAGAGCGGCAAGCUGAAGACGGGCUACAAGCGCGACUUUGUGAACCUGGGCUGUGACGUUGACUUCGAGGGUCCCAUCAUCCACGCUGCUGCCGUGUUGGGCUAUGAGGGCUGGCUGGCUGGCUACCAGAUGGCCUUUGACACGGCCAAGUCCAAACUGGCCCAGAACAACUUUGCCCUCGGGUACCGGGCUGGGGACUUCCAGCUGCACACCAACGUGAACGAUGGGACCGAGUUUGGCGGCUCCAUCUACCAAAAGGUGAACGACGAGCUGGAGACGGCAGUCACUCUGGCCUGGACCGCCGGCAGUAACAACACUCGCUUCGGCAUCGCUGCCAAAUACAAGCUGGACAAAGACGCCUCUCUGUCUGCCAAAGUGAACAAUGCCAGUCUGAUUGGAGUAGGCUACACCCAGAGUCUUCGGCCAGGUGUUAAGGUCACCCUCUCAGCCCUGAUCGAUGGGAAGAACUUCAACGCCGGUGGACACAAAGUCGGCAUGGGCUUCGAGCUGGAGGCAUAAAGGGGAGAACUCAGACCCACCAACAAAGAAAAAAGCCCCUGAACCACAUCAGCACACUCCUCUGCCCUCCCCUCCCCCUCACACACAGUCAGUCACCAUCAUGUAGCGUCUUCUGGACUCCCCCCCCCACCUGGGUCACACAUUUCAUGAGCAUUUCUGACAGUAAUAGUCGAGUCUCAGCAUCAUGCUUAAACACCCUGAGAGGAGUCGCAAGGUUGUGUGUUGAUCCUGAAACUGACGACGCGUAGUUGUGGAUUAUUACCGUUUUUAUGGUCAUUGAAGUGACACUAUUUAUUUCCCUGUAGCUCUCGGAUGACGUAGUCGUUGGUGUAAAUGUGUAGCUCUUUAAAGCUUCUGUAUUCAGCUGUUCCUGCCUUCCUAAAAGCAUGUGAGAAUGGAAACGUGGAUGCAGAGCUGAAGGCCCGUUUGCUUGGUUAAAAAUGGUGCUGAGUGUCUGUUUUCUCUUUUUGUUUUGUAUUGGUUUGAAAAUGUUUGGCUGUGUUGUUGCAAUCUGUGGACUGUUUAAUCCAUAUUAAUGUUUUCAUACAACACAUUUCAUGACUUAUUGAAGCACUGGUGGUUGAAGCUGAGAGAGAAACUCUGACUGAAUUGACUGAAUGAAUGAAGGAUAUUUAAAACCGUUAGCGUUGCUUUCCAGGAACAAUGAAAGUCUCAGUACAGAUGCUCUUGAAUGAUCUUUUAAUGCUUUGUGACUUCUCAUUUUGGUAGGUGAAAUCAGUGUAGUGGAAUCUUCUGGUAUUUUAUGUAGUUAGUUUGCAUUUCUACAAUAUUGUUUUCAUCUAUCUGUCUCAGCACGGCGGUCACAAAGAAACGAAGAAUAUUGUGCAUCUGCUUGUUCGUCUCGUAGGUAUCUCGGCUGUUCAGUGGCUCCGGGCGUCUUAACUUGACGGCCAGCUGUUUCCUCAUGUUGCUCGGUGACUGCACUCAUUGCUGUCAGUGCUCUCUUCUCAAAACCAACCUACACUCCUCAGAUCUGUACAUGAAAUACAGUUGAUUGUCCUGAGUGAUUGCAGUCAAAACACUUCAUAGGAUUAUGUAAGAGGUUGUCGUGUCCCACAUGGCUGUUCCGUUCCGUUACGUUUUUUUUUUUUUUUUUUUUGGUAAUCAUGCGGCAAAAUGUGUUUUUUCCAUCAAAUUUUGUUGUCAUGAUUACAAGGCUCAUUUUUCUUUGUCACUUAGACACAGUACCUCAUUUUUUCCAAUGUCAAUUAAGGGAGUUC
Molecule: messenger RNA, 2219 nt
Organism: Chelmon rostratus (copperband butterflyfish)
Lineage: Eukaryota; Metazoa; Chordata; Actinopteri; Chaetodontiformes; Chaetodontidae
Exons: 10
Coding region: 130-978 (282 amino acids)
Biological process (GO): monoatomic anion transmembrane transport
Cellular component (GO): mitochondrial outer membrane
Molecular function (GO): voltage-gated monoatomic anion channel activity
Source: RefSeq, a predicted model, not a curated record